Solenopsis invicta (red fire ant) is the source of this 2482-nucleotide messenger RNA. RefSeq names its product G-protein coupled receptor Mth2. Bases 460 to 2310 code for a protein of 616 amino acids. The transcript has 6 exons. Lineage: Eukaryota; Metazoa; Arthropoda; Insecta; Hymenoptera; Formicidae. Gene Ontology annotation, molecular function: G protein-coupled receptor activity. Gene Ontology annotation, cellular component: membrane. Gene Ontology annotation, biological process: G protein-coupled receptor signaling pathway; cell surface receptor signaling pathway. The record is from RefSeq and is a predicted model, not a curated record.
ACAUAAGGUAUACAUGGAUAUAUUUUCUAAAUUAGUCAAGCUAUCGACUUUAAAACUUGUCAGCCGUGAGUCUUUCCAUUAUGUAUGCGUAAAUUCCCAGUACGAUAAAUUAUUUUUUCUUAAGGCUAUCAACAACUCGCCUUCCAGUAGUCUUGUCUUAACAUUUGCCGGAGUACGUUCGUGCGGUAUCGUUUACUGGAAAACGAAAUUGGACACAGUGAAAUGACUUUACUAUCUUAUUUGUCAUCAUAAUCAUCCUAAAAUUAAUCACAAUCGUUACAAAUAACAAAUUCAUAUACAUUAGUCAGAUUUUAAUAGUUUGUCCGGAAAAAGUGUGUGAUAAACUUUUCUUGCUUAUGCUCCUGUUAAAAGCGUUAUUAUAAUGCAGUAAUAACUUGGCUGCUGGACAUGAAGAAAUUCAACUUAAUUUUGUGAAUUCGAUGCAUCAAUAGUUCAACGAUGUAUAUACCAAGUAAGGUACUUUGGUGUUUCGUGCUUCUGUUUGUUGCUUCAUCCUCAGAGACUCAAGAAAAUUCAACGAAUGGCGAUAACCAAAGCGACAGUUCGACGGUGCAGUAUGAUCUCUUCGUAAACUCUAUGAAAUAUCGAAACAACAAGAUAAAGUCAACACGAUGUAUAUCAAGUGAAAGUUUUAUCAAGAAUGACAACAAAAUGGAAUAUGGGUCCUAUAUUAAUUCUACAAAGAACGACAGAAAAGAUGAUGAUUCGAAAUGGCAAUGUGAGUCUCGCAGGUCUAUCAUAAAAGAUUGCAAAGAAGGCAAUCAGAUUUCUAUGGAGUCUGCCGCGAAUUCUAUAGGCAUCAAUAAUUCCAUAAAAGAAAUUAAGAAUUUCUCCAGAAUUGAAAAAGAAAGCGAUUCCACAUCGUAUGAAAACAGAAAUUGCAAUAAAAACAAUAAAAUUCCAGAAAGUAUUAAAAUUGUUUCACAUAAAAUGUGUCACAACAUUACUUGUGUUCAGCUCUGUUGUCCUGCCCGUCAUUUCAUGAUGAUAACGGGCAAAUGCGUUGCUAAUGAAAGUGGUACUUACCAUUUGCCAAAGAUAUGCAAAUACAAGGACUGUCCCGAUGACCCAGUAUUUUCCGUGACUUUCCACGAUCCAUGCCUUUCACAAGAAUUAGAAAAAAGUAUGCUUCAUAAAAAUAAAUACCAUUUUCUCUCUAAUGGCUCUUUGCACCAAAGCUCUGGCAAAUUAAUUUCACCGACGUCUUACUGCUUAGCCAGUUUUAAUUUAAAGAUUUAUGAAGUAAUGGUCUGCAAUAAUCAGAAAAUGUAUCGGAAGAGAUUGUAUCCGAUAUACGUAUCCGCGUGUCUCCUAGUAUCUUUGCCGUUCCUGCUGGUGACGUUCGUGGUAUAUUCCAUAUUACCAGAGCUCCAAAACAUGCAUGGCUAUACAUUGCGUGCAUACAUAGCCUCAUUAUUUAUCGCAUAUAUAAUUAUGUAUUGUGGUCAACAAGUUUCCGAAUUACAACCAGUUAAUGACAAAAGAUGUUGCAUUAUAUUAGCAUAUAUUUUGAAUUUCUCUUUUUUAUCGACUUUUUUCUGGUCAAAUGUAAUAUGCUUCGACAUUUGGUGGAAAUUCAGAGGGCUCCGUUCUUAUCAAACAAGUAUGUGGCAAGAGAAAAAAAAGUUUUUAAUGUAUUCCAUUUAUGCGUGGGGAAUUCCGUUGAUCCUUAACAUUAUUUGUGCCAUUGCAGAUAAUGUUGUUGAAAUAUCAAAAGAUUUGAAGCCACAAAUAUGUACGAAAAAAUUUUGGUUCGGUGGGAAUUGGGCAAAAACGAUAUAUUUUCAUAUACCCAUGAGUGCUACUAUUAUUAUUAAUAUUGGUUUCUUUAUCGCUAUAGCACUAUCAAUUAGGUAUCAAAAUGUACGUGCAGCCAAACAGCUGAGACAGUCGGAGAGCAAGUGUCACAAUGAAAAUAAGCAAAGGUUUAAAAUGUACCUGAAGCUGUUUAUAGUGAUGGGAAUAAGUUGGAUUAUAGAGAUACUAGCAUGGUUGAUCAAUUCUGUGCCGUCAUAUAUUUGGUAUCUCGCUAAUAUGUUGAAUAGCUUGCAAGGUCUCAUUAUUUUUUUCAUAUUUGUACGUACGAACAAGAUAAAGCAACAGCUGCUAAAACGAUACGGCGGGCAGAACAGCGGUUUAUUUGGUAAAAGUUCAAUGUAUAAUGAUAGAAUAUCCUCAAGUAUUACUACCACAUCGACAUUAGGUACGGGACCUAUGCAAGAAAUGGAUUCCAUUAAUCAACAGCAAGUCUCACAGCGUCUUAAUCUUGCUCAUAGUACUGAAACGUAAAGGAAAAAUUUAAUUAUGAACAAAUUAGUUACAUUAUAUUGUACGUUCUUUUUACAGAAACAACAAUGAUACAUAAUAUUUAAUUAAAAUGUUUUGUAAAAUGGAAUUUAUAUGUAUUAUUAUUAUAAAUUGUUAAUUAAUAAAUUUAAACUACAAUUAUGUAUUUUGUUUA